CCAUCCAUCAUUAGCUCCUCCUCAUCAGUCUACCGUGAGAACCCUUGUGGAGGAUCUAUAGCAGUCCAAUCUGGACCAGCAGAACUCUGAACUUGUCUGUUUGGUUCUGCUCGGUACCGCCCUCUGUGUGGGAGACCAGACGGACUGAGUUCACACAGAUAGACAUCUUUAUAAUAACACCUGCUUGUUGGUUCAUUCAGCUCAGACCCGAAGAUGAGCUGGUCGAACCGGUUUAUGAAAGAUCUCGGUUUUUUUUAGUUUUACGCAUCUCAAGCUUCACAGACGCAUUAAUAGCGCAGAAAGAUUAAUGCAGUCCGGCGUGACGUUCCUACCGGACUGGACCGAACAGUAGGACGGGAUUCUGUUCGACUGAGUGUUUGUCGGUGUGCUGGGUGUGCGCCGAACUACAGAAGAGAUCGUCACGAUUUCAUAGAUGUCUCAUGUUUGAGGAUUUUUAAAUUAUUUCUCUUCUUAAAAUAGUUACGAAAUUCUAAAAUGCGAGUUUUUGAACGGAGUCUGGCGUGACGUUCCAUCCGCACUGGACCCAACAGGAGGAGCGACUGUUGAAGAUCUAGAUGGUUAUUUUAUAGGUUUUUUGGUGGACUUGAAUAUCAGCCGAAUUGAAAAUCAAUCUAUUUGAUGUUAAAUCAUGUUCGUUUUUUAAGCUUUAACACAUCCCUGGGUUAAUUAGAGAGGAUAUACGCGUUAAAACGCUAUUUUUAAAACGGGAUCUGGUACCGGGCUGUUCUGUUCAACAGAUGUUCCUCAGAAAAAGUGGAGAUUUUUACUGAAACCAUCGCAGUUUAUGGGACUAAAUGUUCGCCGAAUAGAAGAAUGGACUCUGUUGAUUUGUUAAGUAUUCAUUUUUUAUUCUGACAGAUUGAUUUAUAAGCAGAUGAGAGAGGAUUUCUGUUAAAUCAUUAGAAUUUUGAACGGAGUCUGGCGUGACGUUUCCCCUUAAAGCAAAGGGAUCUCCGUGGAAACGGGGUAGUGACAGUCCCCCUCCUCUCUCUCUCUCUCUCUCUCUCUCCUCCUCUCAUCAUCAUCAGGGAUGGUUGGUACUGACAUCCACCACCAGCUCUCCCACUAGCCACCAGUUUGAUACUGGGCCACUUCCAGUAGAGCAGAUGUUCUCCAGCAGCAGAAUGGCUCUGAACCAGUCCAGCCUGCUGUACGGACAGCUGGAGGAGCUGCAGGAGCUCGCCUUCAUCGAGAGGCCGAUCCGCCGGAGCCUCAAGACAGCGGAAGAGAUCGAUCAGCUGACUGUGGAUGAAGACCUGAAUGACAUUGAGAGAGCCGUCUACCUGCUCAGUGUGGGUCAGGAGGUCCAGAGAGCGAGUGUCAUCAGUAACCUGCCGAGCCUCGUCCGCCAGAAUCCAGCUGAGACAUUUCGUCGGGUCGUACCGAAGGUCCGGGAGGUCCUGAAUGGAGCCGGAGCAGAAAUCCAGCUGGCAGCAGCAGCGUCGUUCUUAACCAUCCUGCAGGACGACAUCAUCCUGAUCCACACCCACACCUUCUCCAUCCUGAAGACUGUCCUGCUGCAUCUCAACCACCGAGACACAGUGGUGAGCAAUGCCUGGUUGGAGACUCUGCUGUCGGCCAUCAACGCUCUACCAAAGGAGACCAUCAAACAGGAGGUGCUGAACCCUCUCCUCUACCAGUCUCAGCUGUCUCACUCUCUUCAGGCUCGUCUGGCCAGCUGUCGCAUUUUAGGGAAAGUCGCCUGCAAGUUCGACUCUCACAUAGUGAAGAAGGAGCUGCUGCCGUUGGCCCGGUCUCUGUGUCAGGACGUGGAGUUGGAGGUUCGGGCCGUUAUGUGUCGUCAGCUGGAGAGCAUUGCCAGAGCGAGCGGGGUCGACGACACCAGGACGGAGCUGCUUCCUGAACUGGUGGAGCUCGCCAGAGACCAGGAGUGCAGCGUCCGCCUCGCCGCCUUCGACACCAUCAUCAACCUGAUGGAGAUGAUCGACAGCGAUGACAGACUCCAUGUCGUGGUCCCUCUGGUGAUGUCAGUGUGCGAGGUGUCAUCGCAGGCGGACGAAGCUGUCGUUGCGUCAUUGUCAUUCCAGUUCGGGAAGGUCUGCAGCGGACUGGCAGGCUCUCUGUCAGAUGAGCAGAAGGGCCGGUUGCUGCAGAGGUUUAAGGUGCUGUCUGUCGCCGGUCUGCAGACUGAAGGAAACCAGACUGAGGGUAAUGAGUCGACGCUGGUCCGCUGCAACUGCUGCUACAACCUGCCGGCCAUGGUGGUGUUUGCUGACUCGGCUCACUUCAUGUCAGAGCUCUACCCGUCUUUCUCCAGUCUGUGCUGUGAUCCAGAGGUCAGCGUUCGACGAAGUGCUGCAGCCAGUUUCCACCAGGUGGUGAAGCUGCUCGGUUCAAACGUCCAGCUGGUCCACAAAGAGCUCCUGGCUCUGCUGCAGGACGACGCUCUGGAGGUUUUGGACGCUCUGAUGAAUCACCUGGAAGAAACUCUAGAGGCGGUUCUUUCCAGAGGAGAGAACCUGGCGCUGGACAACAAGUUCCCCGAGCUGCUGUCGGCUCUGCUGAUAGCGGAGCAGAAGGUUGGAGGCUCUCUCCGUUGGCGGCUGCAUGAGAAGCUCCUGCAGCGUUACAGCUGUCUGGCUCGACUGCUGCCCGGAGAACUGCUGCACCAGAGCUUCUCCCCUCGCAUCUUCACCAUCCUCACCACCAACAAGGUGUUGCCGGUUCAGAAGGAGGCGGCUCGGACGUUCUGCACAUUCCUGCGUUACAACCGCAAACAGGAGCAGCGCCAAGAGAUGAUGGAGCGACUGAUUCAAGAUCUGGCUCAGGGGCGGAGCUACUGGAACCGUCUGAGGUUCCUCGAUGUUUGUGAAACGGCCGGCGAGAUUUUCUCCAGAAAAUACUUUAACAAACACUUCCUGAUCCCGGCGCUGGAGCUGGUCCACGACCCCGUCGCCAACGUCAGGUACAAGCUGUGCCAGUUGUUGCCCAGAUUGCGUUCGUCGCUCCGCCUGCCGGCUGACAAACAACUGCUGCAGCAGCUCGACUUCUGUGUCCAGAAACUCCUCUGCAGAGAAAAAGACAAGGACGUGGUGGCCACCAUCCGCAAGACAGUGUUGGAACUGGACAAACUGGACCUGGCAGAGCCUUUUCACAAGAGGCAGGAGAGGGAUUUACUGGACCAGAAGAAGGAAAAGGAGGAAACUCUGCUGUUGGAGAUGGAACAGCUGGAGCGCCAGCAGAGUGACGGAAAACUGAACUCUGAGAAACAUACGGAGAGAAAACGAAGAGACAGUAAAACCAGUCUAGCUGCAAUCAAAUCCAUGUCUGUGUCCUCGUCUGGAGCCACCUUGGCCUCCUCCGGUAAAGAGAUGAGGAAGGCUAAACUGUCACGGAGUCGAUCUCUCAGCAGUCAGCCGACGACGUCCAAAGCUGCCAACUCAGACAGACCUCUGAAAGUGAGGGAGUUGAGCAGUAUGUCUGGAUCCGGGAAGUCCUCCAUGUCAUCGAGCAAAGACGACUCCUUGAGGACUGCCCACUUCUCCAUGGCGACCCAGUCCACCUCCUCCAUGCCGGUCCUGAUCCGCAGCAACACCACUAGCCUCCUGGAGAGGGCCAGUACACUAGACCACAGAAGUAGUAGUAUGGACCACAGGACCAGCACCAUAGAUCAGAGAGAUCAUAGAACCAGUACACUGGACCACAGAACCAGUAACAUGGACCACAGGAACAAUAUGUUGGAGCAGAGAACAGGUACAAUGGACCACAGAACCAGUACUUUGGACCAUAGAACCACUACCAUUGACCAGAGAGACCACAGAAGCAGUACUAUGGACCAGAGAGACCAUAGGACCAGUACCCUGGACCAGAGAGAUCAUAGGACCAGUACUCUAGACCAGAGAGAUCAUAGGACCAGUACCCUGGACCAGAGAGAUCAUAGGACCAGUACCUUGGACCAGCGCAGUAAAACGAUGGACCGGGGGUGCGGGGUGAAAGACAGCCAGUCCAGAAAGCUGUCAAUAAACAGAAAGUCAAACUCUUUCAGCGUCCAGUCAGGACGAGACUGAAGAUGAUGACGUCAUUAUACCUCCAAAAGGCCAUCAGCCAAUCAGCAGUCAGGGUUCACAAGUUAAAGGACGAAUAAAGGCUUCAGAACAUUACCCAGAAUGCAACAGGACAUCAUCUCUUCCAAACAGAGAGAGUAGAGCCUGACUUCUAUUUGUAUCUACUGAGCUGCUUCUAUUUUCUGAGCACUGUGUAUUCUAAUGAUCUCAUCCUGUCACCUGAUUGGUUCAGUAAACUCCACACAUA
Messenger RNA from Sebastes umbrosus (honeycomb rockfish), 4293 nucleotides. RefSeq names its product protein phosphatase 4, regulatory subunit 4 (gene ppp4r4). The coding region runs from base 1128 to 4049 and encodes 973 amino acids. Lineage: Eukaryota; Metazoa; Chordata; Actinopteri; Perciformes; Sebastidae. The transcript is spliced from 25 exons. Gene Ontology annotation, molecular function: protein phosphatase regulator activity. The record is from RefSeq and is a predicted model, not a curated record. Gene Ontology annotation, cellular component: cytosol; protein serine/threonine phosphatase complex.